Messenger RNA from Prorocentrum cordatum, 1332 nucleotides. The record is from the annotation of a GenBank genome assembly. Lineage: Eukaryota; Dinophyceae; Prorocentrales; Prorocentraceae.
CGGGCAGAAGUAGUGGGUGCUGCCCCUCGUGGCGCUCCUUUUGUGACCAUUGGCUGCUUGUGGACCCCGGUGGCCCCUUGGAGCCCCUUGGAGUCAUGUGCCAAUUCACUGCCCCACGCGUAAACCUAUGAGGGGGAGAGGAGCCGGAACAGGUUCAAAGUUUGCGUAAUCACGGCUGGUCGGUCAGCUUGACCGGGUGCAGAUGUACCAGAGCUAUCGCUCUGUGCAUUUCAGCGUCGAAUGCCCGUUUGGUUUCGUCGAUUCCAUGUGUAAUUGUUCACUUUGGCGUCUCGGAGCAUUGCGGCUCAGGCUUCUGUAGUGCAAUCCGCAUACACGUACACGUUGUAUAUCGCACACGCAGGCAAUCUCCUCUUGUGCCGUUCCGUCGGAUGGCAGUCAAGAAGGCAUGCCUGACUUUGCGCUGGGUGGUGCCACUUCUCUGCAGCCUACCCACCGCGACUUCCAUCAGCGCGGGAGUGAACAUCAGCACCCAUGAGACUCUCCGCACGGAGGCUGAGCGAUCGGCGUGCGCGGCAUACGCUGGGGAGUACCAGGUGUGGUAUCAGGGGGCGCAGCGCUCUACGAACAUGUUCAUUUAUUGCGACUGCACCGUGACGCAGCCUGGAAUUUUCACUGAUCGCCUUCGUUUCACUAGUGUGUCGUCCCAGUGCCCCCUCCUCCCCUCGUCUCAGUUCUACAUCAUGAACUCGCACGGGACUGGCAAGUACGAGUGUUUGUUUCAGAGUGGCACUAUGAUCGCAGGCAAUCAUUACACCAGCUGGAACGCAUACUGGGGCACUAUCGAGUACCGGCUGAUACGCCGCGACUCCUCUUGUAACCCUUUCACGGUCGAUUGCACCGGUCGCACUUACAACAACCAGGUGGCAUACUGCCAGUCGCAGGGACUGUCCAUCGCCAGUAUCCACAACAAUGCCGACAACAACGCGGUCUUGAGCUUGCUCCAAUCUCAGGGAUGCAGCGCGUACAUCGGCGCUGAGUCCAACGGAGCCGGCACCUGGUCGUGGAGAGACGGCACACCAUGGGACUACGUCAGUCCGCUGAACGACGGGCUCACUGGCUACAGCGAGACAAAGAUUGCGUACCUUUCUGACGGUUGGUGGCACGAUUGGGAAACGGGGAAUUCCCUUCACGGUGUGGUGUGCCAGGGCGUAGCGUCAACGCCCAGCCCGACGCCCUACCCGACGCCCUACCCGACGCCCUACCCGACGCCGAACCCGACGCCGAGCCCGACGCCGAACCCGACACCCGUCAACGCCCGACGCCCUACCCGACGCCCUACCCGACGCCCUACCCGACGCCCUACCCGACGCC